CCUCAAUUUGGUGAUGAAAGCAACCGAGUCUCGCCCCCUUGUCGCCACGUUCAAUCAACAAGUGCAACAGUACGUUGAGAUGACCACUUGGCGUCACAAAUGCCAAUGGCUGUGCCCCAUUAGACUUAAGGUGCUGCCCAGACAAGCAGCCUGAUACCGUCAUGAGCAAAGUGUGCCUGGUUGUCACCUCUUAAGGCAAGUCGAGAGCGCGGCGUCCACCCCCAGGGCAAGUCACCAGCCUAGUGACAUAGACUUUGAAUGCAUUUUGUCAGUUUGGACUUGUGCCGGUGAUUAGUUUGUGUUGGCCUCAUUGCGCUCUGUGUUUCUGCCCUUUGUCUUUCUCAAGCAGCGUAAGUGUCGCCAGGAUUGUUUCCUGUGGGGAUUCAAUUUUAAAUGGCAGCACAUUAUACUUGGAGCGAUGUUGAUGACAGGGUUAUGAAGGGCCACUCGUGACAGGGGACAGGUGGAUAAAAGAGUCUUAUGGUGCCACUGCUUGUGCCUAAAAUAAGAUCUGUGCUUUUUCUUAUUUUUAAAGGCCAUUUUUACAAAUCCGACUGGCAUUGUGGCACAAUGCAUAUGGCAGCCCCCUUGUGGGUGCAGCACCCUGGAUUCAAAAUCUGUACCCAGUCAUUGUUAAUGUGGAGUUGGCAUAUUCACCCCUGUCUGUGGGGGCAUCUCUGGCACAACACCAAAGGCACGCUGGUUAGGUUGAUUGGUGAUACCAGGUUUCCCAAGUGUUAGUGUAGGUGUGUGUGUGUGACUGGGUGCCCAGCCUGGCACAGUGCUGCUGCAAUUCACUCUGAAAUGUGCAUUUAGUGGGUAGGAAAUGAGAUACGUGUGUGUUUUUUAAAUUGUCUUCUUUUAUUUCUACCUCCACUCAGGCUCGAAUGGAAGUUGAUGCAGAUGGCAACGGUGCAAAGAUCUUUGCCUACGCGUUUGACAUCACUAAGGGACGGGAGGUGGGACGCCCCCUGCAGGAGCUGUUGUGGGAAAAACAUCGCGGAGGAAUUGCCCCAAGCUUCCAGGUGGUCCACAUCAACUCGGUAACGGUUGACAACAGGCUUGACAACUUGUGCCUUGUCCCCAUAGGCUGGAAGGCCAAGCCAGAAGAGCUGACCAGUAAACAGAGGGAGCAAAGCCUCUACUGGUUAGCCAUUCAGCAGGUGCCUGCGGACCCCGUGGAUGAGCAGUACCUGGACAUGAACUGCACGCGGUACUACAAUGCCAACGGGGAGGUGGUCGAAGAGGAGGAGUGUUCCUGCACGUAUUACGAGUGUCACUACCCACCAUGCACUAUGAUGGAGAAGAGGCUCAGGGAGUUCAACAUCUGCGGACGUUGCCAGGUGGCGAGGUACUGUGGCUCUCAGUGCCAACAGAAAGACUGGCCGGCGCACAAGAAGCACUGCCGCGAGCGCAAGAGGACCCUGCAGCUGGAGAGCGAGCGGAGCGGUGAUCCUGUGGGUUAGGAGGUUGGGGGUGGGG
Molecule: messenger RNA, 1482 nt
Organism: Polypterus senegalus (gray bichir)
Lineage: Eukaryota; Metazoa; Chordata; Cladistia; Polypteriformes; Polypteridae
Gene: zmynd19
Product: zinc finger, MYND-type containing 19
Exons: 4
Coding region: 888-1466 (192 amino acids)
Source: RefSeq, a predicted model, not a curated record